AUGGAUAAAUCACCUGAAGAAAAGCCGAAAAAAAGAAAACGGAGUUCUAGUUCAAGUUCAGGUUCAGAUUCCGAGAAAGAAAAGCGAAAGAGAAAGAAGCAGUAUAAGAAGGACAAAAGGAAGAUAAAGAAAAAGAUGAAAAAGCUUAAGAAAAAACUGAAAAGAAAGGAAAAAGAAGUAAUUAAAGACGCCGAGGAGCAGUUGGAGGUGAUUGAGGACAACAAGUCCGAUCAAGAGGAUAAGACUGAGGUGAGAUCUAUGGCGCCUAUGACAAAGGAAGAAUGGGAGAAAAGGCAGAGUGUUGUUAGGAGGGUUCUUGACGAAUCUACUGGAAGAUACAGGUUAAUUAAAGGAGACGGUGAAGUAAUUGAAGAAAUAGUAUCCAGAGACCGCCACAAGGAAAUAAAUAAACAAGCUACAAAGGGAGACGGAAAUUAUUUUCAGAGUUUCUUUAAAAAGUAA
Molecule: messenger RNA, 462 nt
Organism: Cotesia congregata
Lineage: Eukaryota; Metazoa; Arthropoda; Insecta; Hymenoptera; Braconidae
Source: the annotation of a GenBank genome assembly